This is a messenger RNA of Oncorhynchus masou masou (cherry salmon), 2313 nucleotides long. RefSeq names its product carbohydrate sulfotransferase 8-like. Gene Ontology annotation, molecular function: sulfotransferase activity. Gene Ontology annotation, cellular component: membrane. The transcript has 2 exons. Bases 122 to 952 code for a protein of 276 amino acids. Lineage: Eukaryota; Metazoa; Chordata; Actinopteri; Salmoniformes; Salmonidae. Gene Ontology annotation, biological process: proteoglycan biosynthetic process; carbohydrate biosynthetic process. The record is from RefSeq and is a predicted model, not a curated record.
CCAACAGGCCGAAAGCCCCAGGCCACCAGUCACUAAACGCCAUAGGAAGCUGCUGUUAAAGAGCGGUUCUGUAAUUCCUGGUGGUGCCCCCCCUGCUGAGGAGGACCGUAAGUUACAGGGCAUGGCUCAUACCCAAGUGUCCCGCCACCACCUGCUGAGGGAGGUCUGCACCAAAUACCAGCCGGGCGUCACCGAGCACCCCAUAUCCAGCCGGCAGGUGUCCCGGGUCUACGUGGAGGAUAGGUCAGGCCUGCUGUACUGUGAGGUGCCCAAAGCUGGCUGCUCCAACUGGAAGCGGGUGCUGAUGGUCCUGGGAGGCAGUGCCACCUCCACGCAUGGCAUCGCCCACGACGACGCCCACUAUGCCAACCAGCUCCGCCGACUGGACACCUACAGCCAGGCGGGCGUGGCAGAGCGCCUCCGCUCCUACACCAAGGUCCUCUUCGUACGGGAGCCCUUCGAGAGGCUGGUGUCGGCCUUCCGCGACAAGUUCGAGAGCCCCAACUCGUACUACCACCCGGUGUUUGGCCGGCCCAUCAUCUCCCGGUACCGGGCCAACGCCUCGCUCUCUGCCCUGAGGACCGGCGCCGGCGUCACCUUCAGGGAGUUUGUCCAGUACCUGUUGGAUGUGAGGCGACCCGUGGGCAUGGACAUCCACUGGACGCCGGUCAGCCAGCUCUGCAGCCCCUGCCUGCUGCACUACGACUUCAUCGGGAAAUUCGAGAGCCUGAAGGAGGAGGCCAACUUCCUGCUGCGGAGUAUCAGGGCACCUAGCAACCUCACUUUCCCUGACUUUAAAGACAGGAACCCCAAAGCAGAAAGGACUUCCUACACCAUUACCCAGAGAUAUUUUGAACAGUUGAACACCACGGAGAGACAGAGGGCCUAUGACUUUUAUUACAUGGAUUAUCUGAUGUUUAAAUACCCCAAACCCUAUAAAGACCUGUACUGAAGUAGUGGCUGGAUUGACACGUUUAGAUGAUUCAUUUAAGAUUAUAAAUAUGAACAUUACAGAAGAGAUUAUUAUCCUGUGGGACUUGAAUAAGCACUACAGACACAUUGAUGUAAACUAUUCUACGUGUCUUAUUUACAUCUGGUUACAAUUAUGAUUUGAUGUGAUUACUUUGAGCAUAGGUUGUACAGCUUUUGGUCAUAACACUUUGUAUAGUGUGCGAACUGAUGUGCUUUCUUUGUCAAAUGCACUUUUAUUGAUUGGCAGACAUACAUACAACAUCCUCUCAACAAUCAACGAGAUAUUGCUCUCAAUCAACAGCAUAAUGACUUCUAUGAAGUGACCUAUACUCUGAGUGAAGACUUUAUUAUCAUCUCUUCAUUUUCUUCUUUUUUUCAGCCUUGUUAUAUGAAGGUAUACUUGUCAUUUUGGGUCAUCGUCAAUCACUUUUAAAAUGGAAAAGGUGUCUUGUUAUUCUGCAGACCUUAAUAAAAAAGAAGGAAAAGAGAGCCAAGCUAUACUCUCCCAAAGCAAAGACUAGUGUUUGCAGAUACUGCAGCAGAUUUCACAGUUACUGAAAUCCUACAUUGCCUACUGAUGAGAAGUACCAUGUGUCUUAGACCAUUUUAAUAUCAUUCAAUUUGAUUUCAAAACCACAUUUGCUCUUGAGGUAUUUGUUUUCUAUUUUACAUACAGAACAUACAACAAACUUGUUACAGUACGUACCUCAAGGCGGAAGGUAGCUUAGCGGUUAAGAGCGUUGGGCCAGUAACUGAAAGGUCGCUGGUGCAAAUCCCGAGCCAAUUAGGUGAAAAAUCUGCCGAUGUUCCCUUGAGCAGGACAUGUAACACUAAUUGCUCCUGUAAGUCGCACUGGAUAAGAGCACCUGCUAAAUGAAAACAAACUAAGGGACAGGAAACACAUGAAAUAAGGGACAGGAAAAAUAUAUCAAUGUCAGUUGGUAGCUCAGUUGGUAGAGCAUGGUGCUGCCAGGGUUGUGGGUUCGAUUCCCACAGAGGAACAGUACGAAAAAAGUAUCAAAAUGUAUGCACUCACUAAUAUAAGUCACCCUGGAUAAGAGUGUCUACUAAAAUGUAAAAUAUUGCCUUUCAGAUACAACUGUGGGUUCAUGAUCUUUGAUCCUGUAAUGUACAAUAGGGUUUCUGGGUCAUUGUAUAGGCCUCAUGUUACAAUACUAAUGAUUACACUGUAAAGAGUAAAUGUAUUGUUUUACAUGUCUGUGCAGAAUCUACAACACACAAUUUCAAUCCCCUAGCCUUAACACUGCCAAUUUUGCUAAUUUUGUUUGGGUUUUAAUUUGUUUGGGUUUUAAAGCACCAUUACCAUUUAAUAAAUGUUUU